AUGCUAGCUAGAGCCCGUCUUUGUUUGGCAUCGCGCGUCCAGCGCCCAGCGGUAUCGACUGUACGCUUGAGCUCGCGCUUCAACUCCACCGCCUCGUCCUCCUCCCCUGGCUCCAGUUCCAGCUCGAGUUGGUCGUUCAACCCCCACCGAGCCAUUCUCGGCGGCCUCACCCUCGGCGCCAUACUCUACGCCACCCUCGCGCAGGAGACCCAGCUCGACGCUCCCAAGGAGAGGCUCAUCACCUACGCCGAAGUGCAGAAGCAUAACUCUCAGGACGACUGUUGGGUCGUUAUUGGAGACAAGGUGUAUGAUUUGACCAAGUUCGCCCACAUCCACCCCGGCGGCUCCACCCCAAUCCAUAAAGUCGCCGGCCGCGACGCAACAGUGAUCUUCACACCUAUUCACUCCCCAGGAAUCAUAGAGGACCGCCUAGACCCCUCCGCUCUUGUAGGCUCCAUCGACCUGGCCACCCUACCUCCGCGACCUGUCAUUCCAGAAACCAGAUCUGACGAUGACCAAAUCCCGCUAGACGAAAUCAUAGGCCUCCCAGACUUGCACGAAGCAGCGAAACGUAACAUGUCUUCCAAGGCAUGGAGCUACAUCUCAUCCGGAGCCACCGACGAACACUCUCUCGACUUGAACAGGAGAGCGUGGAACUGGAUCCUCUUCCGGCCUCGGGUUUUGGUGGAUGUAGGAGAAGUGGAUACGCGCACGUCGAUUAUGGGGUGCGAGACUAGUUUGCCGAUCUUUAUUGCGCCCACGGGGAUGAGUAAGCUCGCCGGGAUCGAGGGGGAGCCAGGACUAGCGGCGGCGGCUGGAGAAUGCGAUAUUGUCCAAAUGAUCUCGACCAACGCCUCGGCAUCCCUCGAAGCCACUGUCAACGCUGCAGGAGCGCCCCAAAUCAUGCAGCUCUAUGUCAACAAGCAGCGAUCCAAUUCCGAGGCCCUCCUGCACAAAGUCACCUCUCUCGGUCUCAAGGGCGUCGUGGUGACGGUCGACUGCGCGUCCCCCGGCAAGCGCGAGGCGGACGAACGUAACCGCGCCACGGUUGAGGCGUCCUCGGGGUUGGCUGGAGGUGUUGCGGGGCGGGAUAAGAAAGGCGGCGGGGUUGGACGCACCACGGGGGCGUAUAUCGAUCCCCGGCUCAAGUGGGAAGAUCUGGCGUGGAUUCGGCAACAUACCUUCCUCCCCAUCGGGGUGAAGGGAAUCCAAUGUGUCGAGGACGCGGUACGCUGCGCCGAUAUGGGAGUAGACGCCAUCUAUCUCUCCAAUCACGGCGGUCGGGCGCUUGAUACUUCCCCCCCUGCGCUAUUCACCCUACUCGAAUUGAGAAGAUUGAGACCGGACGUGUUCGACCGGUGCGAAGUGUAUAUCGAUGGUGGUGUGAGGAGGGGUACAGAUGUUGUCAAAGCACUCUGUCUCGGCGCGCGGGGCGUGGGUAUGGGCCGGCCGUUCCUUUACGCCCUCACAUAUGGUCAGGAAGGGGUGGUCCACGCUAUCGAUAUCAUGCGGGACGAGAUCGAGGUCACGAUGAAGCUCCUCGGCGUGACCAGGCUCGACCAACUCGGUCCACAUCUGCUCAAUACCAAGGUGCUCGACCAAAUGGUGAUUGACAAGCUCGACUAUGGCCCGAAGGAGGGCUAUGUUGGGUAA
Messenger RNA from Cutaneotrichosporon cavernicola, 1653 nucleotides. RefSeq lists its product as uncharacterized. Gene Ontology annotation, molecular function: oxidoreductase activity. Lineage: Eukaryota; Fungi; Basidiomycota; Tremellomycetes; Trichosporonales; Trichosporonaceae. The record is from RefSeq and is a predicted model, not a curated record. Bases 1 to 1653 code for a protein of 550 amino acids. The transcript has 4 exons.